This is a messenger RNA of Aedes aegypti (yellow fever mosquito), 781 nucleotides long. It is a transcript of the gene mRpL13, whose product is annotated as 39S ribosomal protein L13, mitochondrial. Gene Ontology annotation, molecular function: mRNA binding; structural constituent of ribosome. NCBI's taxonomy places the organism in Eukaryota, Metazoa, Arthropoda, Insecta, Diptera, Culicidae. The record is from RefSeq and is a predicted model, not a curated record. The coding region runs from base 159 to 695 and encodes 178 amino acids. The transcript is spliced from 4 exons. Gene Ontology annotation, cellular component: mitochondrial large ribosomal subunit; ribosome. Gene Ontology annotation, biological process: negative regulation of translation; translation.
GUCAUUUACUUGUUUACGUCUGAGUGUCUGAUGGACGUCGCCGGGUUUGUUUAGAUUCUCACGUGCGAGCUCGAUUUUACUUUUGAUACUCUUUCGUGUUGAAAAAAACUAAAAACUGCAUUUAAUUUAAGUUUAUUUUCCUGUGAAAUCUAUUUAAAAUGUCUGUGACAAGACGAGUUCAGCAAUGGGCAACAUUUGCCAGAACUUGGCACGUCUACGACUGCACCUGGCAGAACCCGUUUGAGUCGGCCUCUCUGAUCCGGAAGCAUCUAAUGGGGCUCCACAAGCCUAUCUAUCACCCGAUGAAUGACUGCGGGGAUCACGUCGUAGUGAUUAAUACGGCCGAAAUUGCGUUGCCGGGAGAUGAGUGGAAAAAGCGAGUAUACUUCCACCAUACGGGAUAUGCCGGUGGAGCAAGCUGGACACUGGCGUGGGAGCUGCACGAAAAGGAUCCUACCCAAAUCAUGAAAAAAGCCAUCUACCGAUCCAUGCACGGAAACCUGCAGCGUCGCCACACGAUGCAACGGCUGCAUCUCUUCAAAGACGAUAACGUGCCGCAAGAAAUUCUGGAAAACAUCACCAACCAAAUUCGGCAACCAAGACGAGUGCCGGAGCGGUUGGACCAAAUGGAUCCAGAUCUGGUGAAGAAUUUCCCUAAGAUAAUGGACUACCCCAAGGAUUACGUUCUUCGAUAAUAGAUUAAUAAGACGCAGGUUAGUGAAAAAGGGUAACGCUAGUUUAUUGGGUUCAUCAAUCGAAACAAAGAUGAUUUGUACCGUCA